Messenger RNA from Ochlerotatus camptorhynchus, 2693 nucleotides. RefSeq names its product G-protein coupled receptor Mth-like 5 (gene mthl5). Bases 765 to 2225 code for a protein of 486 amino acids. Gene Ontology annotation, cellular component: membrane. Gene Ontology annotation, molecular function: G protein-coupled receptor activity. Gene Ontology annotation, biological process: cell surface receptor signaling pathway; G protein-coupled receptor signaling pathway. The record is from RefSeq and is a predicted model, not a curated record. Lineage: Eukaryota; Metazoa; Arthropoda; Insecta; Diptera; Culicidae. The transcript has 6 exons.
UCAGGCAAGCGAGCAGACAGACGGUGGAAUUCAGUGUAGAUUGGCUGGUCGCGACGAGCGUUUGUUGUUGGUUAAACACCGGGUAGUUGUAUUACUGGGAUUUUACGGACGGACAAGUUGGUCGAAUAUUAAUCGUGUGCUGCAGGUUACGUGUUAAAAUUGCGUGUACAUCGUCGCGUUGAUGGUUGAUGCGCUACAUCUGCUGAUGUGACGGAAGAGGAAACCUCCAUCGGUCGUCCCGUCGUCGUGUAAUUAUACUGCAUGCUCCGGCUGAAUGCAGACCACGUUCUGGAUAACUGUUUGAGAAGAUGUAAUAACAAAACGCCAGUGCUUUGGUAAAUUUUCGGAAAUCAAAACAAUCGUAAUUUCCCCAGCGACGGCAACGGCCCACACCACGUGCAGAUGAGCUGAUGUCAAACGAGCAGAUCCCACGGAAUACUCUAGUCUUACAGAAACAUUAGUUUCAAUUAACUUUGACUUCGGUUCUCGAUUCAACUCAAAGUUGGCGAGUGUCAGCCGCAGUCAUUGCUGCACAAACAAGCCAAUUCAAAUGAAACCACCACGAAAGCCGAGGAGGAUCAGACAAAAACGAAGGAAACAGUAAAGUGUGUUCCACUUCCCCCUUCUACCCAGAAACAGAAGCAAACUUCGCUCAAAACGUAACGCUUCCGUCCACAUUAGCCUCAACAUAACAAUAAAACAGGACUUAACGUCGCGCACAAGACUACCGACUACCCUUCCCAUCUGACCUGACGACGUUCAAAAUGUUGCAACCGGUAUUGCUGCCGACGUCUUGCGGGAAGAAGCUAAUCGCCCUGCUGCUGGUGGAGCUGUUGGCGGCCACAUUGGUUGUCGGAUCCGUCGCGUCGACAGCGCCGCAAAAGUACAAUCCCAACGCGGUGCGGAUUAACAAGUGCUGCGAACGGUUCGAGGUCAUGCUCGAUGGCAAGUGCAUCGUUGCCGAGAGCAUCAAUGAGACCGCUUGGGUGCCAGAGUUCACCGGUCGCAAUGGCCAGCAAAAUGUCCAGGUGGAAGCCAUCCGGUACAUCAUCGGAGCCCCCGACUGUGGCAGCAUGCAGAAGUGGCCCAUCUUCCACUACGAAAAUAGUGAGGAUAAGUUGAUUCUCUUCCCGGACGGUAAGGUGCGACACUUGAUACUGGACCCUCACGCCCGGAAUGAACCGGAAGACGAGUGGAAUCACCUGUAUACGGCCGGCAUCCAUACCGAGGCCCCGUUCCAGUACGACUACGAACAGGGCCAGUACUGUUUGGACAAGGGUCUGAGUAACAUCAAAAAAGAAUCGGAGGGAAUAUAUGCCACUGUGUGCUCACCGGAGAAGGCCAUGCGAUGGACGGACACGGACUUUUUACUGCGGAAGAUUAUUAACCCGAUAUGUCACGGGAUGGCGAUCGUGAUACUGCUGCUGGUGGCAAUAAUCUACUUUGUGCUGCCCACGUUAAGGGACCUGGUGGGCAACAUCGUCACCUCCAUUACGGUGUGCCUGAUCAUCAGCCAAGCGGCGGACCUGGUCCGGAUAUUCACCGAAUUUGGCAAUCACGUCAGCUUCGUCAUAGCGGAUUCGUUCUUCUACAUCAGCCUUCUGGCCGCAUUCUUCUGGCUUAACAGUAUGGGUUACUACAUCUGGAAAACUUUCCGGGCACGAAAUGUCUUCCUACGGGUCACCGAUGGUCGGAAGUACUGUUGGUACUCCGGUUACGCUUGGGGUGCCACGGCUACCAUGGCAUCGGUGGCGAUAUUCUCGCACUUCUUCCUGGACGGUCCGAACGCGAAGAAGAAUUCCAGCAUCUUCGAAAACCAGGACAACAUCGGUUGGUUAGGCAUUGCCGUAUUUUUCACCCCGAUUGCCUUUAUCAUUCUGAUAAACAUCUUCUUCUACGUCACCACGCUGAAGUUCAUCAACCGGAUGAACACUUACGGCCGGAUACACCACAAACUGAGGGGAAACUUUGUAAUGUUCUCGCUCAUCUUCAUGAUCAUGAGCAUCUCAUGGUUGUUCCUUAUUCUGUCCUGGCUUCACUAUGACGCCCUGCUCUACACCCACAUCAUCGUCAAUGCUCUGCAGGCGCCAGUCAUCCUGUACGUUUGUGUCCUCCGGCAGAAGCACGUAACCUUUCUGCUGAAGAAAUCCUGCUGCUACAAUGAACCCCCGCAAACGUCGGACUGGGGCGAUGAAAUGACCUACAUGAACGGAGGCGAUUACUGACCCGGAGCUUCCGGCGGAAGUCGUCGUCGAACCAAUCUCGUCGAGAUGGGCAUCUUUAGGAAAGAAUCUCCUCCUCUUCCCGCCGCCGAGAGAAAAUCGACGGACUCGAAGGAGCAAAAUGGAAACGGAAAGUUAACACAUUCCUCUGAAUCUAAGAUUUGUGUAGUUGCCGGAACGGAUUAACAUUAUUCACCGUGGCUACACGAGAAAGAUAUUCUAAGUAUUUCACAGUUUAGCUUUAGCAUUAGGUGCGCUGUUGUUCAAAGUGAAAUGUUGUGUCUUUGCGAAGCGAUGAAAUCGAAUUGAAAUCUACGACGUGUUGUUAGAUUAGUGUUAAGGAAGACGUAGCUUAGCUCUUAGAAUAAAUGUAAACACUCAAAAAUGGUUGACUAACAUUUACAAAGACUCAGUAGUAGGAAUAGUGAAGUAAGUAGGAUAACAAGACAAGUGCUUAGUAUAACAAAUAAC